Funneliformis caledonium is the source of this 1710-nucleotide messenger RNA. The record is from the annotation of a GenBank genome assembly. NCBI's taxonomy places the organism in Eukaryota, Fungi, Glomeromycota, Glomeromycetes, Glomerales, Glomeraceae.
AUGGUUGACAUUUCUCUUAACUGUCUUCACGUUCAAGGUGAAGAAAAUUAUGAAUUUACUAUUAUUACCAACACAGAAAAUUCUGUCGAAAAAUUUAAAAAGAAUAUUAAAGAGAAAAUUAAAGGGGCAGGGGAGGAUAUUUUCAACGAUAUUGAGGCCGAUCAGUUAACGCUUUGGCAAGUAUGUGUUGACUAUAGUGAUGAAAAAGAAUUUUCGAGCUUUACCUCAGAUAGCAAAAAUUUAAAAAAGCUCGAAGGAAUUAUUGGUGAUUACUGGACGGAGCAACCUCCUAAAGAGUUUAUUCAUGUCAUUGUCUACGUUCCAUAUUUAACCAUUUUACGAAUGCUGGAUAGUCUAACGAUAUUGAGUCAAGCUGUAGCUUUUAAAGAUUACACAAACAUAUCUCUACAACAGCUUUAUGACGAACAAUAUAUCAAACAAGGAAAUAUAUUGUUUUACAAUAGAACCUACAAAGAUGUAGAAUUUACACACAAAUGCAAGAUUAAAGAUAUUUACAAUAUUAGGAAACUCUCGGUCAUUUUUACUUUUGCCAACAAUAAGGAAAUGUUAAUGUCAUUUGAUAGUUUAACUGAGCUCGAACUGUAUAUUCUCAAAUCGAAUGAUCGUUUUAAAAACAUCAAACGGGCUUCUGGAAGUGCCUAUUAUUGGUUUUUCAUCAUAGAUAAGGAUGUGAAUAAAGGAAGCAUUACUGAAUUAAGAAAACAAUAUGUUAAAAACAAAAUAAAUCCGACAGAAAAAAAAGAAAAAGAGGAAGCGGAAAACAAAAAAAAGAUAAAUAUGGAUCCGGAGAAGCUUGGUGAACGUGAUAUUCUCCCAGUCAGAGACUCUAUUCGAUUUAAAUUGCUUAAUAAGGCUAAAAAUGAGUUUCUGAAGAGAUAUGAUAAGAAAAUUCCAUUUUCUUGUGUAAUUGAAGGAUUAGUAGAUGAUAAGGAAGUUCUUGUUGCCUUCGUGGAUCAAUCAGAAGGGACACCUGUCCACUUACCAGCUGAAUUUGAGAGCUUUCCUGUGUUGAUUUCCUAUGAAGCUCUUGAAUUAUACCAUCGUUCAUAUCACAAAGACCUUAUACCUGGCAUAAGUAUCGGUAAACAAGAUGAACCAUUAAAUGCAAUUACACUUGGUCCUUUAUUUCAAAAUACUGCAGUAUCCAAUAAAACAUUUAUAUUAACUGCAAAGCAUGGCGUGGGAAAGGAGGAUGAAAAAGUGGUUCAACCGGGAACACUCGAUGAGCGUAUAGCUAAGGUCACAAGGUACAAUUUUAUUGGAGCUGAUUCGGCUUGUCAUUAUCUUGAUUAUGCUUUUUGUGAAACUGUGAAGGAUCGAGAAAUUCCAAAAUUACCAAACGUGCCAUUUAAACAACAUAUCCAAAUUCGUAGUAUCAAGACCUCUGUAAAUAAUAAUGAUGAUUUUAAAGGUAAAAAAAAACCUAAAGAAAGAAGUCAAAGGUUUGCAUUGCAAGUUUUUGGUAUUAAUCGACAAACAUUUUCCGAAAGUGGGGACUCCGGUUCACCAGUAUUUGAUAAUGAUGGUAAAUUAUGGGGGAUCGUUAUUGCGGGAAUUAGUAGGGUAUCUUAUGUAAUCCCUAUUCAUUUGAUUUUGGAUAAUGUUAAAGAAAAAUUUAAUGUGAUAUUCACUUUAAAAAAAGAACUGAAGGAAAAAGAACCGGAGGAAAAAGAACUGGAGGAAUCUUGA